Molecule: messenger RNA, 4794 nt
Organism: Archocentrus centrarchus (flier cichlid)
Lineage: Eukaryota; Metazoa; Chordata; Actinopteri; Cichliformes; Cichlidae
Gene: amer2
Product: APC membrane recruitment protein 2
Exons: 1
Coding region: 145-2217 (690 amino acids)
Biological process (GO): regulation of canonical Wnt signaling pathway
Cellular component (GO): plasma membrane
Molecular function (GO): phosphatidylinositol-4,5-bisphosphate binding; beta-catenin binding
Source: RefSeq, a predicted model, not a curated record
AAGAGCACCAGACAGCAGGGUGGAGGGAGAUAGAGAGAGAGAAAAGAGAGGGUGAAUGUAUGUGUGGCCAGAAAGAGAGAGGAUAAAAAGGUAGCUCGAGAGCUCGAGGGAGAGGAUAGAGUGGGAGCGAUAGAGUACUAGAUAAUGGAGGUGCACUCAGAGUGUGUGGAGCCUCCUGUGGCCCCUCAGUGUGACCCCCAGCCUACUGGGAAGAUCAACAAAGCUGCCUUCAAACUCUUUGGGAAGCGGCGCACUGGAUCUGGAAUGGCCAGCUUCUUCUCCUUCAGGAACAAAGGGGCUACAAACAGCGGGAACAACGGGAAUUCUGACAAUGGGAAUUCUUUGAAUGGAAACAGCUCAGGGGCAUCGGUGGAGCUUGUGAGGAGCAAAACCCAUGAUGGACUAACAAGCUCUAACAACGACGCUGAUGGACAGAGAGGGGAGGGACUUGCUGGAAUGGAGGCGGGGCCGGUGAGGUCUCUCAGCAAAUCGCUGAGUUUCUUCUCUCUUCUCCGACGUGGGAGUUUUAGGUCGAGUGAAAAUGGAGGGGCGGGACUAGUUAGAAGAGGGAGGGGCCUAAAAGGAUUCUUCAGCAGCAUGCGAUGGAGACGUAAAGAAAAAACAAAUGAGGGCGAUGGAGAAGAGGCAGAAGCGAAGAAGGAUAAGGAUGGAGAUGCUGCUGAUGCUGAAAAGGUAAAGGAUAUCACUCUUACCCUUGAACCACCACCACAUGAUCAAGCAGACUGUGGGAAUGCAGAAGCAGGACCUAACCUCCAAGCACCAGAGACUCCCACCACGAGUGUUACCAUGACACCUCCACACUGUGUUGCCAUGCCAGGGCCAUCUGGUGAGCCAGACUCCCCCUUUCCUUACACACCCACUGACUCGCCACUGCGGCCUCCCGUCCAAAAAGCCAAAGCUUCAAUUUCCAGCCUCAGCCCCUCCCUCGCUACACCCCCUUUGGAUCGCUGCAGCACUGGUGACCCACCCUCAGAGCCCUGUGUGGACCGACUCUGCUCUCUCCUCUUUACUGAUGUCACAUCCCUCAAGAGCUUUGAUUCACUGACAGGGUGUGGUGACAUUAUUGCUGAUGCAGAUGAGGAGGGCCCAGUAGGUAAUGGGGGUAGUGGUACUAGCAGCAGUAGCAGUGGUGGUGGAGGGGGCAGUGUGGGAGUGGGUAUUGGGAGAGUUGUUGGUAUCACCAGUGCUAUCUCCCCAUCUAAACCCACUCUAUCUUCCCAGUUGUCCCAGCCCAUGUUCUCUGUUUCUGCAAACUCUGCACCUGCCUCCCUGCCUGCCCGAACCAGGGCUCAGCCUCAACCACAGCAGCACCCACCCGGUAGCGGUGUGGUGGCCUACAUGGGAGGAGGGGAAGAAAUGGCGAGCCCAGAAGGAGUCGACGAUGCAGACAUGCAGGGACUCUGGCACAUGCUGCCCUCUACAGGAGACAACUCCCCUGCAUUGCCCCGAUCGCAUCAGCCUUCCUCCUCUACCCCUACUUCCACUUAUCCCCCCCGCACCAACCCUGCAAGCAGCUACCUUUCCUCAGCGUCCAGGAGUACAGACAGAAAGGUACCACAGGUGAAGGCACUGGGACUCAGUAAGAUCCCAGUAGUUGGUGGAGCAGGAAACCGAGCAGCUAAACCCCCUGUCCCUCACACACAUGGUCGUCACCCCACAUCACCAGGUGAAAAAGAGCCCCUUAGUGACGAGGGCUACUGGGACACACCCUCAGCAACACCUACUGCAACACCUGAUGAGAGUGGGCUGCAGCAAAACCAGAAGAUGGCCCUAUCACGUGACAGCUGCUCUGGAGACCACCUGUACGACCUCUACAAUGAUCCUGAAGAAGAAGCAGAGGAUCAGGGGGGAGAUGAAGAUCUAAACAGUUCGCCCUCUCCAUCUAGUGAACACAAAAUGAGCCCCAUCUCCCAAACAACUCUUCCUUCCUCCUCCUCCGCUUGCUCCUUCAGAUCAAUGAAAGGCAGCACCAGCCUUCCUCGAGAAUCCAAGAUCCCCGUAAGCAACAAACAAACCCCACCCCCCCACUCUGCAAGCCAGUCAGCCCUGUCAUCUGUUCUAGAGGCUGAAUCCCCUCCACCAAAGACGCAACCGCCUCCCCCAGCUCGCACCAGAAUCCCAGUGUCCAAGGUGCCAGUUCGUCGUUCUGGAAGCAAACCUGGCAGCACGACCAGAGGGACUGCCCACAAGAAGUAGUUUCUCCUACACUGCAGCUUAUGCAGAGCCAAAUGUUUUCCCAGACCAAGAAAAAUGUUGAGCUGUACAGUUAAUGGCCUAUAAAUUCCUGUCAAAUCUUUAAAGCUCUCAUUCCUUUGGUGUUUUGGCUUAUGAACGACUACAUUGGAAUAAGUGGUUUAUUCACUUGAGAAAGUCACAAGGAGACUCCUAAAAGCUGGGAUAACAUUUCACAGCCCUCCCUCAAACUUCGGGGGUUGACUAUUGACAAUCUGUUGAUUCACAAAAGACACAUUCGCCUUGAAAGUUCCUGGAAAAGUUUGACAGAAAACAAAAGCAGAGCACCUUUUAACCUUUUACAACUCAAUUUGACACUAAGGACCUAAUCUAAUCAAAGUUAUUAUUAUUAUUAUUGUCUGCUCUAUAACAAAUACUGCCUAAUUCUCUGAUUUAAGAGCCAAAGUUUUGAAUUUCAUCAUAGUCUGGGAGAGUCUCAACAGUGUCCUAUAAUAACCCACCACUUUUCCUUUGGCUGUGUUUUUCUGAAGAUGGUCUUUUGCCAACCACACACUGAUUUUAAAACUAUACACUGAGAUCUGAACUGCUUUUAUUACCUGCUUUACAGCUACAAAGCUACCCUGCAGAAGGUCCCAUGGCAUCUCAUGUUUUUGAAGAUCGAAUGGCCGAUUUGUUUUUUUUUUAAUGUGGAUGGACUAACUUUGGCUUCAACCUUUGCAUUUGGAUCUCACUUGUACCCGACUGCUUCGCUGGAAGUACAGUCACAGAAUGUUAAUCUCUGGGAUUUACAACUGUUCAGUUAUCAAUGGAAACCUGCAAAACUAUCGCAAUACAUCAACCCGGAGGGAUCCCUUGCACUGAUGCUUCGUUAUCCACAAACACACGCGCAUACACAAUCAUACAUACACACACUCACACAUCUCUUGCUCUCUGCAUGUAGUGCCGCACAUCAGGGCACAAAGGUCAGGGAACAUCAUCUAAUGCUGAAGGAUCUGACAAACGCACACUGUUCAACCUCUGGCACUGUAUUUGUAGCUACACUGGAUUAACUUUCUUCUCCAAGGACACAUGCACAAACACAUUUUUUCUAGUUAGUAUUUUCUUCUUCACUGGAUUUCAUACUGUUUUUAUAGACUUUCCCUUUCCUCAGUCAUACUGCACGGAUCCUAAACUGUGAUAGCACCAGCUUCUUAACACUGCUUUGUUUUCUUUCUGUUCCUCACUGUUAGCAAACUGUACAGGUUGACACAUGAUGGAUGACAAGGAGGUAUUCUUUCUAUAAGUGUGCCGGUUUAGAGAAUAUUAUACGUAGCAAAAUUUGGGAACUAAUGCUAAAUGAUUGCCCUUUUCCCUUCUUCUACAGGCUGUUGUACUAAAAACAAAACAAAUCAAAAACCAAUGUAUAACUUAAUUCCAGGAGCCACCACAGCUGUGAGUGAAUCUGAAUGUAGCUUGACAUUGUAAUGGAUUAUUUGUCAGCACGUAGUUUUCUAUGCUCUACUACCCUCUUUGUCCCUCUUUUGUUAGGAUAAGACAAACUGGAUUUGACUUUUUUCUAAGUCCCUCGUGGUUUGCAUUGCAAAGCACCACUUGCUUUAAAAUGAGAGGGUGUGUUGCAGUCCUAACAGGCCUUUGUCAGUGAUUCAGCGAGAUCAGUUAAAGGAAGCAGAUUGUUCCCUUUAUUGGGAUUUCCAUAGAGUUUUCAUAGCAUAUGCCACGUUUUACCUAAUCAUUACCACAGGCGGUAUCAGUGACACUUUCGGGUCAUUCUUUAAGCCAUCUCAUCUUGUUUAGAAUGUAACGAUUGAUCCAUGACGCCGCUCUGGGUUCGGAUAUCUUUUCGGCCUCCUUAUGGUGUAGUGUAGGCAGACCAUGGAGUAACCUGAUUCCAGGACUGCAGUAGGAACUUUUCUAGCCAGAUAAAAGGGCAAACUAAAGGUCACCUGGGAAGUAACGAGUGAUUGUGUCAGUUUUUUCUUCCUUUAUCGUUGCUCUUUCUUCUUUUGAUUUAGACUACAGUCACUUUUAGCUUCCGUUUUCAUUGCUGAUUGGAGUGAUUAAUCAAAAGUAAACUGUGACACAAAGUAUUUUUUUGGUUGACCACAUUUUACCUGGAUUUCUGGUUAAAAAAAAUUACAAACAUUUAAUCUGUCAGAUUAAGAUACAGCAGAAGUGAACAAGGACAGGUCAUUAUGCCAUCAAUGUCCAUCGGGUUUUUGUUUAAAUAUACGGCAUCAGUUGAUCUCACUCUAUCCCACAUGACAGAGUAUGAGUCACUGUUUCUUAGCGUCAUCCAAGUAUGACUAACAAAAAUGAAGGAAGAACUGUUGCACUGGCAUGCACACACCGCCGAGGCCACCAUGUUUCAAGCACGAGGUCACCACCACCAGACUCAGUUCCAUGUAUAUUUUGCAGGCAAACACUUCCCUUUUCUUUCAAUAUAUUCAAUAUAAACCUGGACCAUCGUUUGCUCCAAUGAAAAGCAGAUUAUAUUUUCCUCCUUUUUUGUUUUCAUGUUUACAUUGUGAAAUCCUCAUGACAUUUUUAAUAAAUAAAAUUGUAUUUGCGCUGACGGAUGAA